This is a messenger RNA of Acanthosepion pharaonis, 1050 nucleotides long. NCBI's taxonomy places the organism in Eukaryota, Metazoa, Mollusca, Cephalopoda, Sepiida, Sepiidae. The record is from the annotation of a GenBank genome assembly.
AUGAAGAUUGCUGGCUGGAAUGUCCGCACACUUCGCGACGAAGGAACACAGUCUCUCACCGUCAGGACUCUGUACAAGUAUGGUGUUUGUGUCGCCUGUCUGUCAGAGGUCCGCCUCCCGGAUAGCGGGCAUAGAAUAAUCAAAGUGCCAGAAGUGGCGAUUGCUCUCAGCCCAGCAUCAAGGGCAUCGCUGCUCGCUUGGGAACCAGUCUCCCACGCUGGGGAACCAGUCUACGCACCGACACUGAAGGCUGGACAUGGUCCGUACCGCAAAGGCGCAGUUAUAAACGCCACCGUCAUCUCCGCUGUCUGGACCGGCACCGACACUGAAUGCAGCGGAGGAGGACAAGGACACCUUCGUCUCGUAACAUUUGCGGUCGCUAAUCGUCUUGUGGUGACAAGCAGUUGUAAACGACGACAUCUCGUCCCUUCCACUGAUCUUAUACGGGUGAGUGGCAGACUUUUGAUCUCGGAAGGUGCAGAUACGGGCAGCUCAUGGAUGGAUCAUACACUUGUCCGCGACCGUCUGCGAGAUGGGGGAUCCACCAAAAUCCUGAAGCGAAUCAACGUCGCCAAUCUGAAGCUGCGCGCGGGAGAACAGUUCGGUUUGGAACUUCGCAAUCGGUCUCUCCUCCAACCAAGCUCCGAGCCUCUACCAGAAAUUGAAUGGCAGGCUCUCAAAUCUGCCACCGUCGAAGCGGCCCACGCCCAUCGUGGUGUCACCCGUCACCGAUAUCGGGACUGGAUCACCGGGGAGAGCCUUCGGCUGGUGGAAAAGGCGCCACUGACAGGAGCUGCGAACUUUUGCGAUCUACGGCGCCGCGCAACUUCCGCCAUUCGCGCUGACCGAAAUGCGCAUUGGCGCGCCUUCGCCGAGGAGACUGAGCGUCCAGCAGCCUGUGGCGACUCUCGUAAACUCUACCAGAUGGUGAGGCGGGCGAGUCGCGGAACUACGGGGGUGAGUGAGACGCUUCGAUCCCGUGAUGGUGCUAUUAUCACAGGUCUGGGCGAGCGGCUAAAUCGGUUGAAAGAGAAUUUAACGAGCUACUAA